AUGCGGAGCCCCUUUUUCUCGCGGCCUCCGCCGUUACUGCUGCUGCUGCUGCUGGUGUUGCUGUCGCCUUGGCCAGUCUGGGCCCAAGCGCCAGCCACAACCUUCCCCUCGGGGCCCGGGGGCGACCCGGAAUGCCCCGAGGCAUGCGCUUGCGCGCCGGGCGGCCAGGCUAACUGCUCAGCCCUCGCGCUGCCCGCUGUGCCUGCCGGCCUGAGCUGGCGCGUGAGCGCGCUGCUGCUGGACCACAACUGCUUGAGUGCGCUGCCUCCCGGUGCCUUCGCGGGCGCGGGCGCGCUACUGCGCCUGGACCUGCGCGAGAACGGGCUGCGCUCCGUGCACAUGCGGGCCUUCUGGGGCCUGGGCGCGUUGCAGCAUCUUGACCUGAGCGCCAACCAGCUGGAAGUGCUGGCGCCCGGCACCUUUGCGCCGCUGCGCGCGCUGCGCACCCUUUCGCUAGCUGGCAACCGGCUGGCGCGUCUAGAGCCCGCGGCGCUGAGCGCGCUCCCGCUGCUGCGCGCACUCAAUCUGCAGGACAACGCGCUGACGGCGCUCACGCCUGGCCUGCUGGCCGGCCUGCCCGCCCUCGACUCGCUGCGCCUGCGCGGCAACCCCUGGGCCUGCAGCUGCGCCCUGCGCCCGCUGUGCACCUGGCUGCGCCGGCACCCGCCGCCAGCGGCAGAGGCCGAGACGCUGCUCUGCACAUCGCCGAGGCGCCUGAGGCUCAGCCGCCUGACUGCCUUCCCCGACGCCGCGUUCAGCCACUGCGCGAAGCCGCUCGCCUCGCGGGACCUGGCCGUGGUCUACGUGCUCGGGCCUGCGUCUUUCCUCGCCAGCCUGGCCGCCUGCCUGGUGCUGGGCUCGGUCAUCACCGCCUGCCGUGCGCGCCGCCGCCGCCGCACUGCUGCCCGCCGGCCGCCAAGGAGACCGCCGGACCCCGACCCCGACCUCGACGGCUCUGCCUCUCCCGCGGACCCUGCGAGUCCCGCUGCCGCCGCUGCCCAAGCCUGA
Messenger RNA from Propithecus coquereli (Coquerel's sifaka), 1008 nucleotides. RefSeq names its product leucine rich repeat containing 26 (gene LRRC26). The transcript is spliced from 2 exons. Lineage: Eukaryota; Metazoa; Chordata; Mammalia; Primates; Indriidae. Gene Ontology annotation, cellular component: voltage-gated potassium channel complex. Gene Ontology annotation, molecular function: transmembrane transporter binding; voltage-gated potassium channel activity; potassium channel activator activity. The coding region runs from base 1 to 1008 and encodes 335 amino acids. The record is from RefSeq and is a predicted model, not a curated record.